AUGUCGACUCUGAGUGUCAAUACGAAAUUUUACGGCAGUAUAAAAUCUUAUGAUAUUCAUACGUAUUGGAACCUGAACAGUACGAAAGAGCGCCUUCAAGCAUACGAAUUAAGAGAGAGAGUAUUAAAAGAUUUCACUGAAGACAUAAAUAACGGAAAUAUCCGAGUUUAUAGAUUCUGGGAUAAGCCAAUCGGGCCUCAUCCGUUGAAUAUGUGGGAGUUGGAUUUUAAAAGUCCCGAAAUAUUUAGUAAGAUUGUCCCUUAUUUUCAGCUCAAUCACGGAAACCUUUCCGUAUUGAUUCACCCACGAUCUGAUAAAGGUGAUUUAAUCGACCAUACUUCUCAUGCUAUGUGGUUGGGUCAUAAGCAAAGAUUAGUUACAGAUAACUUGUGA
Molecule: messenger RNA, 393 nt
Organism: Priceomyces carsonii
Lineage: Eukaryota; Fungi; Ascomycota; Pichiomycetes; Serinales; Debaryomycetaceae
Exons: 1
Coding region: 1-393 (130 amino acids)
Source: RefSeq, a predicted model, not a curated record